UGUCGGCAGCAGCAGGAGGAGGAAUGUAAAUAUUUAGUUCUUGUUCUUGCAACUCUCGGUGUGCGUACAUGUGCGUGUGUUUAUGUGCGAGUGAAAAGUUUUGAAGAAGAAAAUGCUUGAAGUCGGUAGUACCAACGGGUGCGAGAUAGAUGGCGAUCUUGGGAAAUGGUGAGUGGGACGGAGAGGGAGAGAAAAAAUCGACGCCGUGGAAUCAAAUAACGCAUACGAAAGGGGCGGCGUCGCGGCUGCGUCAAAUUUUCCCGACGACGUCAGUUGAAUCCGUGCCACCGUCAGGUCGCAACGCCAGUUUUCCCCUGAUCCUCCCCCACAGCUAGAGAGAGAGAGAUAGGAGAAAAUUAAAGCAAGAAAAACAGUACUCGAAUUUUCCGCACCGCUCGAAAAAUUCCGCGCAACAAGAAAACGACAAACAACAGCAAUAACUACAAUCAGGAAACGCGCACCAAUCUAUAAGAGCCAUGCUGUGUUGAUCAAAAGUUUUGUAGAAGUCUGUUCAUAUUUGAUUUUUUGUUUUUUUUCUUUAAUUUUCGAACAACUCCGAGUUGCUGUUCUAGCUUGUUAUUUAACGUGCGUGCUUUCGGUUGGAUUGUGUUGAUUGCUGCCGUCCAGGGGAGGAGAGAAGAAAAGCGGAUGAUGGGGGACCGAUGAAAGCAUUGACCAGCAGCGAGAUGGCUUGUUUCCUGGAGCGGAGACCAGUUCAAAGCUAGAAAGCCAUGAAUCUAAUCAACAUGGACGCCGAGAACCGGGUGGUUUUGAACGUGGGUGGUAUAAGACACGAGACUUACAAGGCAACACUGAAGAAGAUUCCGGCCACUCGGCUCUCCAGGCUUACCGAGGCGCUUGCCAAUUAUGAUCCUAUCCUCAACGAAUACUUCUUCGACCGGCAUCCAGGGGUCUUCGCCCAAGUUCUUAACUACUACAGGACUGGAAAAUUGCAUUAUCCUUCGGACGUGUGCGGCCCAUUGUUCGAGGAGGAAUUGGAGUUUUGGGGAUUGGAUGCGAACCAAGUGGAGCCCUGCUGCUGGAUGACGUACACACAGCAUCGCGACACCCAGGAGACAUUGGCGGUAUUGGAUCGAUUGGAUCUGGACACGGAGAAGCCGAGCGAUGAGGAAAUUGCACGGAAGUUCGGAUUCGAGGAGGACUAUUUCAAGGGCACCCUCUCAUGGUGGCAGGUCACCAAACCCAAAGUAUGGUCACUAUUUGAUGAACCCUACUCUUCGACAGCUGCUAAAGUGAUUGGUGUACUCUCUGUGUUCUUCAUCUGCAUCUCCAUACUCUCGUUCUGCCUGAAGACACAUCCGGACAUGAAGGUGCCGAAAUUGUGGCGCGUCAACGUGACGACGGCGGACAACAGGAGUGACUACGUCUUCGAGAAGACGGAAACGGAAGCACACGUCGCUUUCUUCUACAUCGAGUGCAUCUGCAACGCGUGGUUCACAUUCGAGAUCAUCGUCAGGUUCAUCACGUCGCCGAACAAGUGCGAGUUCAUCAACUCCUCGGUGAACAUCAUAGACUACGUGGCCACGCUCAGUUUCUACAUCGAUUUGGUGCUGAGGAAGUUCGCCUCGCACCUAGAGAACGCCGACAUUAUGGAGUUCUUCUCGAUCAUCCGCAUCAUGAGGCUGUUCAAACUGACGCGCCACUCCUCCGGUCUCAAGAUUCUCAUACAGACUUUUCGCGCGUCCGCCAAAGAACUCACGCUUCUCGUGUUUUUCCUCGUCUUAGGUAUUGUGAUCUUCGCUAGUUUAGUGUAUUACGCCGAACGCAUACAGACUAAUCCCCAUAACGACUUCAAGAGCAUACCUCUGGGCCUGUGGUGGGCUCUGGUCACCAUGACCACAGUCGGAUAUGGAGAUAUGGUGCCUAAGACAUACAUAGGCAUGUUUGUUGGCGCCCUAUGCGCACUAGCUGGUGUACUCACCAUAGCCUUGCCAGUUCCAGUCAUCGUAUCCAACUUUGCCAUGUACUAUAGCCAUACUCAGGCGAGGGCGAAAUUGCCGAAGAAACGUAGGAGAGUGCUGCCCGUGGAGCAGCCGAGAGGACCGCGACUUCCAGGCCAAGGACAGAAUACGGGAUGCCCAUCAUCGAUGCAAGCAGGAGGACCAAUGGGCUCUAACGUCCAGAAUCGUAGGAUGAACGCCAUAAAGUCGAACCAUCCAAAGGAGAUGAUGACUGGAGCUCAGAAAAUUGGUGCGCUCUCCGUGGGUGUCGCUGCCCAACUGAACCCGAACGGUGUCAAGGUCGAUGCCAUUUCCGUGUCCCCAUCAAGCAACCCCAGCAGCGAUACAACCGCCCUCGCAGCCGCCGCCGCCGUCGCCGCAGUGACGACCACCUCGACCACAAUCAACAUCAGCUCUUCGUCGCCUCCGCCGCUACCGCCGCCACUCCAGCCGACCUCCAAGGAUCAGCAGAAGAGUACCCAAGUCGAUUUGGAUCCAAGCACGGGUCAAUGUUUCACCAGCGUCAGACCCAUCAAACUGUAAUAACGCUGCCUGAAAGCCCGCUCCCCCCAUGAACCGGAAACACGGAAAUCUUAUUUGUGUUGCUCGCAGGGCCGUACCGUAGGGUCCUGCAGCCACAAAAAAAAUACCGACCCUUGCCCUCCCUAAAAUUUUGGCAUUUUUUUUACACUCCAUCCCCUUAUAAUUUUUCGAAAGCCUUACUCGAAAGGGGGAUGAACUCAAAGAAUACAUCAACAAGGAAAACAGAGAACAAAAAAAUAUGGAGUAGUGAUUUUUUAUAUAACAUAACUGCCAU
Messenger RNA from Nicrophorus vespilloides, 2778 nucleotides. It is a transcript of the gene Shaw, whose product is annotated as potassium voltage-gated channel protein Shaw. Gene Ontology annotation, biological process: protein homooligomerization; potassium ion transmembrane transport. The transcript has 7 exons. Lineage: Eukaryota; Metazoa; Arthropoda; Insecta; Coleoptera; Silphidae. Gene Ontology annotation, cellular component: dendrite membrane; axon; voltage-gated potassium channel complex. Gene Ontology annotation, molecular function: protein binding; delayed rectifier potassium channel activity. The coding region runs from base 732 to 2504 and encodes 590 amino acids. The record is from RefSeq and is a predicted model, not a curated record.